AUGAGACAUGCGCGUGAAACGUUUCAACUUGGCAAAUAUUUUAAAAUGGAAUCAGAACCAUCAUCUGAUUUCUCGGUAUCAUCAAGCUCGACAACAACCACUGCAAUUUCAACCAAGAGAAGAUCAAAUGUGGAUUCACAAAAAUUAAUCGAAGAAACCAAAUUAAUAGCAAACUUUGCUCUCCAAUCUUACGAGAAUGAUAUUAAAAAUUAUAACGUCAAUAAUGGUCGACCGCCUUCACCUGAUGAAUGGCUCGGAUUAUGGACAGCUAAUUCUGAUCCAAAACCAUUUGAUUAUUCCCUUAAAACGAAUCAUCUCUGUCGCAAAAGCAUAUCCGAUCCAGCAGCGCGUGAAACUGAGGAAAGUCGACAAUGGUGGUUAACAAAUCUCAAAGCGGGAUUACAUCAAAUAGAAAUGUUACCCAAGAAACCAAACCUACCAAAGUAUCUAUGGGAGAAAGUAGCGUUGUCUGAAUAUGUGAAUUUUGAAGAUUUUACAAAAGACGGGAUUGCAAGUCUAUUCGAACAUCAAGAUUUCGAAAUCCAAAUUCAUGAUGUCUCAUGGAGACAAACUAGUCCAAUUCAGAGCUGGAUGGAAUGGAGUAGUGCAUUUAGAAUUUAUCAAAAAGCGGUUACGAUGCUUUACCCUCAUCGACAUGAAGAAUUAUGUGAAUACGAUUCACAUAUCAUACAAAUGACCACCCAAUACCCUUUCGAAGCGGUUUAUAAUUAUGAUAUGGCAAGAAGGCUUCGCGUUGUUGAAGAUAGAACUUUAACGCUCAAGGUACACCAGAACGAUUUGAGUUUGCAUCACCUGAUUUCUCAAGUGAUGCUCAAAACCGAACCUGAACAAGAUGAAUCAGAUCAAACGGAAGAGCAAGAAAUAUGUAUCAAUUGGAAUAAAGGCCGAUGCUCGGGUCCUUAUUGUAAGCGAGCUCAUGAGUGUCUUAACAGUGAAUGUAGCGGCGAUCAUCCAAAAUUAUAUUGUCCGGUCAGACCGUACACGAACAAAAGUAGGAGAAGAAAUUAUAGAUAUUAA
This is a messenger RNA of Funneliformis mosseae, 1038 nucleotides long. Lineage: Eukaryota; Fungi; Glomeromycota; Glomeromycetes; Glomerales; Glomeraceae. The record is from the annotation of a GenBank genome assembly.